Messenger RNA from Penicillium malachiteum, 1686 nucleotides. RefSeq names its product transcription factor domain-containing protein. Gene Ontology annotation, cellular component: nucleus. Gene Ontology annotation, biological process: regulation of DNA-templated transcription; DNA-templated transcription. The transcript has 3 exons. The coding region runs from base 1 to 1686 and encodes 561 amino acids. The record is from RefSeq and is a predicted model, not a curated record. NCBI's taxonomy places the organism in Eukaryota, Fungi, Ascomycota, Eurotiomycetes, Eurotiales, Aspergillaceae. Gene Ontology annotation, molecular function: DNA-binding transcription factor activity, RNA polymerase II-specific; DNA binding; zinc ion binding.
AUGGAGAAUUAUGAGAAUCAGCCUGUCAAUACUGGAGACCAGGGAGGACUUGGUACUGAGGUUGAACAUGGAUCAAUAGGUGAAGAAUCAUCCCAGAGGCUACUGCCAGGUGAUCGUAAGCGACCAGCAUGUUCGCAUUGCUUGGAACGGGGAGUGCCAUGUGUGUACUCACUGAGACGCCGCAAGCCUGGACCGCCGCGUGGAUCAACCUAUGAGCGGGUCUCAACUCGCUCUCGACCACCUGCACACACAUCCGCUGAGGCUCAAGAGACUGUGGGGCAGCAUCAAUCGCGAUCAGCCCCAUCGUUCGUUGAACCCUCGGGCGGAGCAAGUGCAAUUCACCAUUCGGCAUUUGCAAUUGACAUUACGCUGGAACAAGAGUCUCACUUGAUUGAGCACUAUUUUGAGAUCGUUCAAGAUGCAAAUCCUAUCUUUUCCAAGUCCAAGUUCCUUCAGGAGUAUCGUGAAGAUCGGUGUAACAAAGAUCUAGUCUCUGCGAUUGUCAUCAUCACAGCAAAGCUUAGUGGACUACCGUUACUUCCGGACGAAUCCGAUCUCAAUGAAAGUAUUGACAGGAUGCUGAGCUCAAGUUUGCUGGAGGAUGAUAUGGUCGGUGAUUUCCCGUCUCUUGAUCAGUUCCGAAAAGCAUGUGUGUUAGCAUUCUAUGAAUUCCAUCAAUUCCCCGGCCAUCAAUCAUGGAAACGCAUAGGAAAUCUAACACGACUGGGCUACCGUAUCGGACUUGAUCGGCUUGAAGGCAUACGCGCUCUGUAUCCAGACUGGCGCUGUCUCAGUCUAGAUGAAAUCCAAGAAUGGCGUUCAAUUUGGUGGUGCAUCUACCGUUUGGAUACAUACUCAAACCUCUCCGCCGGAACCCCAUUCUUAGUUGAUCCCGAGUUCACGAAUACAUCUUUAAUACUGAACUCUAGUGCAUCGGAUCCAAAUCCCCAGGAGCUAUUUCUUCCAGCAGGACUUGAAGAUCUAUGGAAAUUGAUCCCGACCAUAGUUGCGAAUCCUGAAACACUUAUGAAGAACAUUCAUAUAAUAUCGAUCGCAGCAACACGCCAGGCAGGAUUGGUUGCACGUGCAUUCUUGUGUCGAAGAAACUCGGAUAUCGGUACACGAUUGGCUAAUACUGAGAAACAUCUUUCGACAUUACUCCUUGCGCUCCCACAAGGAUGGUUCAAUCCGCGAAGAAAUGCCUUCGCCAAUGAGUCUCAUGAGUUUUACCACGGAAGAUCGAUCACGGUACUCCAUUUUCUUAUGACUCGAUUCCUCCUUGCAAUAGUUGGCUGCGGCCAGGAGGAGGGUGAAGCGUGGUUCAUAAGCUGGCAGAAAGUCCUAGAAAUUUGUCAAGAUAUCUCUGCGACUGUUGCGCAGUGGGACAACUCAUUCUUCGUGAAGGUAGAUCCAGCCAUAUCCUUUAUCAUCUUUACGGCCCUUAUUUUCUUCGAUUUGCAUAAGAAGUCAGCAACGGCUGCCUCUGGACUUGAUGGGGUAUCGGCUUCUGAUCUCCGUUUAGCUAUUGAACAUCAGCAGAAUGUUCUGCGACUGCAGCUGGAGCAAUUUGCGAAAUUUUGGAUGUUGCCUCGACUUCUUUGCUGUAUGUUCAUUUGCGUUCAAUUCUUAUACAAAUUGGCUGGAUAUGCUGACCUUUUUUUAAGUAUCUUUCGCUGGAUUUAUUGA